Molecule: messenger RNA, 3059 nt
Organism: Daldinia caldariorum
Lineage: Eukaryota; Fungi; Ascomycota; Sordariomycetes; Xylariales; Hypoxylaceae
Exons: 2
Coding region: 213-2894 (893 amino acids)
Biological process (GO): establishment of cell polarity; positive regulation of G2/M transition of mitotic cell cycle
Cellular component (GO): cytoplasm; cell septum
Source: RefSeq, a predicted model, not a curated record
UUAAAUAUCUGCCGAUUCUAUCCCGUCUCAUCCUCCGGCCCGUCCCUUUUAUGUCGAGAUACUUUAUUCUUUUCAAAACUGACCUAACCUUAAAUGCUUAGACCUCUCAACGGCCUCGCGAUGUCGGUGGAAGCUUUGCGAGUCGGCGUGGCCAUGCCAACCAGCUGUCCAUAUCUGAUCCGACCCAUCACAUAACCGAGACCAUCGGGACCAUGUACGGCGAUGACGAUGACUACUCGAACAAUGAUCUACGCCCUAUGAGCUUUAUCGCGGCUCCCGCCGGCGGCGGUGAGCAGAUAACCCAGCGUUACGAUGUAGACCCUCCUUCUCCAGAAGAACGUCGACUUCCCCUUAUCCGGACCACUUCGGAUAAUACUGGCUUGCAACCCUCAGUUGGUCCUGUAACGAAUGGGAAUUCUUUACAGAAAUCGCAAACUCUCCCCGGUCGAAUAUCGAGCCAAAAAAGUACAAAUUCGAGAAAUAGCACUUACGAGUCGGGCCCCAAAUCACCUAUCACUCCCUUGUCACCCACGCUGCGCGAUAUGCGUGAAGAUGCCGAGCAGUAUCCGAUAACCAACAUCGAUAAUCCGAACGAUAUUGCCCAAGAGCUGAGCAACUUACAAGCGUUACGGCGCAUGUCCAUGGAUGUCUCUAACAACAGUGAUCCUGACUUGCUUCCCUUUCAGGGAAUGUCUUUAGUGGCAAUGCCGUCGAUAGCACCGAAGGGGGACGACGAAGGAGAUCCUUCGAGGCUCUUGUGGGUUCCCGCCAAUGUCCACCCGGAGUUGGCUCCAACUGAGUUCAAGAAUUUUGUUGAGAAGAGGGUACAAUCCAUGAAGCGGAGGUCUGGAGAAUCCUCGCUCUCCGUAGAUGGUCUGGACAGGAGUAAUUCGAGCGGGUUACGGAGGAAGAAGUCCAUGCUCUCCAGACAAGUUCAUAACACGGGAGGUCAGGGCGCAGAAGGAUAUGCGGAUGGUGCCGAGAGACUAGAAAGGAAUAAGUCUCUAAGACAGUCGGGACAAGGCCCCUCGGAGCUCAGCAUCGAUGAGUUGGUGAAAGACCCAUCGAAAGUUAUCCAGAAGCUCACUCUUGAGUCGCAGCGCCAAGACGGAGGUAGCGAAAUAUCAAAUGUGGAUGAUAUGCCCAUUCUACCCGUUACGCCAGGCAUGGGCUUACGUCGAUCGACCCGUACUACUUACCGAAAGGGUGGCAGUCUAAAGAAUCGACAUAGCGGUUCGCUCAAGUCGGACGAACGUCUUCCUUUCUCGAAGCGCGCAGCAUCAAAGAAUCCCGAAGAAGACUCUGGCAUCAUGUCUGGCAGUGAAUCAACUAUCGAAGCACCACCAGGACACGGUUUAACUCGCGUACAAUCAGAACCUAUCUCAGAUGGCUUUACGCGACCGUCAAAGGCUACGCGGCGCCAGGAAUCCUUUUCCAAAGACACGUCAGAUAUGUACGAAGCCUCCGAACAACAAGAUUCCCAAGAGUCAACUCAAGCUGUUCCUAGGCCGCAAGGACCAACCCGUACGGCCUCUGUCGACGCCAUCAAAACCUCGGGCUCGACACCACAAAUUCCCGAGGAGCCCGCGGAGGAAGAAGAGCGUUCUGGAGCACAACCUAUGGAAAUUAACAGACCCUUCCCCGAACGAUCAUCUUCGCAACAAAAUCCUGUUCAGCAUCUACCACAAACGCCAGCAGCCCUUGCCGAACCCCCCGCGCGUUCAAGUAAGAGACCAAACUACAAUCAACCGCAGGCUGCAGGCGGGACCUCACAGCCAGCUAGGACUCCCAAUAGUCCUAACCGACCGCUCAAUGACAUGUCGCAAAGUCCAUCGCCUUUCCCCGUUAGCAGCGCCACCAGUACUGAGGCCUUAACUUUUAUCCCUACGUAUUCUGCACCUGAGGAGAAGAAACCAGAAAAGAAGGGUAAGAAAGAUAAGGGCGAAAGCGAAAGUGAAAAAUCCAAGUCCACAUCCUGGAAAUGGUUCAAGAGUGAUGACAAGGAAAAGAAAAAGAAGGAGGAUGAGAACAAGAAGUCUAGGGCUAAGGCACUUGUGGAAAAGGCCCACGACAACGUUCGCCUCGAUGUCCUUCAAACCUCGAUCGAUACAGCCAUCAACAAGGGACGAGAGAGCCUGUUACUUGACCGUGAGAGUGUCGACAGCAAGCUAGAAGAAGAGAGGAAGAAGGACAGUCGAAAAUCUACCGAUCAGAAGAAAGAAAAGGAUGGCAUCUUCGCCUCGUUCUUCGGCAGUAGCAAGAGAAAAAGCGAAAGAGAUUCGGGCAGUAGGAAACAUCAAGCUCAAAGAUCAUUGUCGCCUGAACCGACUCCAUACCGACCCCAACGGCCUGAUGUUGACUAUCACUGGACUAGGUUCCCUCUCUUGGAGGAACGGGCUAUCUACCGAAUGGCGCAUAUUAAGCUCGCUAAUCCUCGCCGUGCCCUCUACAGUCAAGUCCUGCUUAGCAACUUUAUGUAUUCAUACUUAGCAAAGGUCCAGGCGAUGCACCCUCAGAUACAAGUUCCCCAGUCACCUCAGCAGAAGAGAUUGCAAGAGGAGGAAAGACGGCGACGUGAGCAGGAACAACAGUACUUGGAGCAGCAGCAAGCUCAGGAGAACAUGGAUCAAUACAAUUUUGAAUACCAUCGAUCAAACCAACAGCAAUACGGUGAUCCUAGCAUGCAGCACGAAGCAGGAGAUUAUCCAGAAGCAGCUGAAGUCUACGACUACGGGCACAACAACAAGGAUCAGACAAACCGCGACAGUGACUAUCAGGAUGCUGAUUAUAACAGCCAGGACGCAGAUAAAGACUAUUACUCCACUUACGUGCAAUACCACAGCGAAAACGGCCGCCGCCAGCAGCAGCAGUCGGGAGAGGGAGAAAUGUGGUGAUAGCCCUAUAGGCCAAGCAGGGAUCGAUAAGCACACACUUGCACCACAAUCAUGUCAGUGCAUAACCCCGUGGCUUCGGCCGCGUGAACCUGCUACGGAUUUCGUGAAGGGUAUUUUAUCAGGAGCCCAACGAAAGCCAUUAGCCCAUCCCUUAUAUCCACUCCA